AACCCGUUCAAUUUGAUCCGUUCGUUCGCGAUCGACACAUCACACAUGUCUAGAUUCAUUCAUUUUUGGAAAAAAGUAUAAGUAAAAACGAUUAGUUGGGAAUAUAUUAUAAUACAAUAAUGGCAGUCCGAGCACAGUUUGAAAACAACAACGAAAUAGGGGUAUUCAGCAAGCUGACAAAUUCCUAUUGUUUGGUUGGAAUUGGUGCUUCGGAAACAUUUUACAGUGUAUUUGAAUCAGAAUUAUCUGAUAUCAUACCUGUUAUCCAUGCAUCUGUUGCUGGAUGUCGCAUUGUUGGUCGUAUGACAGUUGGCAACAAAAAUGGGUUACUAUUACCUAAUUCUACUACUGACACUGAAUUGCAACAUAUACGCAAUUCGUUGCCCGACAAUGUCAAGGUACAGCGUGUGGAAGAACGUUUAUCUGCGCUUGGAAAUKUAAUGGUGUGCAAUGAUUAUGUAGCACUAGUUCAUCCUGAUUUGGAUAAGGAUACAGAAGAGAUACUUUCAGAUACUUUAAAUGUUGAAGUAUACAGACAAACUGUGGCAUCCAAUUGUUUAGUAGGUUCAUACUGCGCUAUAUCUAAUCAAGGAGGAUUAGUACAUCCUAAAACUACAGUGGAAGACCUUGAUGAAUUGUCUGGUCUGAUUCAAGUUCCCCUUGUCGCUGGAACAGUAAACCGUGGCUCAGACGUUGUAGGAGCUGGUAUGGUUGUGAAUGAUUGGUGUGCUGUUUGUGGUACAGAUACUACAUCAACAGAAAUUUCUGUUAUCGAUAGUAUAUUUAAAUUAGAUCCAGAUGGUGUACACAAAAUGAAAAAACUUAAAGGUCCACUUAUUGAUAGUAUUAAAGCUUCAUAAUCAUUAAUAAUUAUAAAACACUCUUUAUGUUAAUACUAUUUAUAUUGUCAAUGUACUUUAAUAAUAAUAAUA
This is a messenger RNA of Diuraphis noxia (Russian wheat aphid), 932 nucleotides long. RefSeq names its product eukaryotic translation initiation factor 6 (gene eIF6). The record is from RefSeq and is a predicted model, not a curated record. Gene Ontology annotation, biological process: cytosolic ribosome assembly; double-strand break repair via break-induced replication; DNA-templated DNA replication. Lineage: Eukaryota; Metazoa; Arthropoda; Insecta; Hemiptera; Aphididae. Gene Ontology annotation, cellular component: GINS complex. Gene Ontology annotation, molecular function: ribosome binding.